AUGGCUCUGCCUCGAGCCAAAAAGCGCUCGGCCACUGUCUUCUCUCGUGAUGAAAUCGGCGUCGAGCAGCUGCAGUCGCUCAAGGAAAAGUUUGCGGAUGGAGACUUGAACGAGAAAGAGUUCGUGAGUCUGUUCCGCGAGAUCGUCGACGCCUCACUCAGCGAGACUCAACUCACAGAAUUAUUCCAGAAAAUCGAUGCAAAUUCCGAUGGAACGGUGGACUGGGAUGAACUCACCAACUACAUGUUCCUCAGCGGCAGUGGCAGUGACGAAUACACUGGCGACGAUGGAAAUUCCUGCUACGACACUGCGUACCCUGAGAAAUACGCAGGCGAUAGUGGCAAUGGCUCUGGAGGCACGGGGUCUUCCAUUGCGACGGACAUUAUGGGCAACGUCACAGGAGGAAGUGGCGGCUUCCUCAGUCUAGGCUUGUUGCCUCAUCAUAAGGACGUGAUCACUCGAAUAGUGCGCUUAGAACGACCCAGCGUCUACCUCACGACCAGUAAAGACGGCAGUGUGCGAACGUGGAGUGCCAAUACUCUGGCUCCCCAGCAAGUCUUAGCUUCCGGUCGUGACUGGCUCACAGACUGCUGCGUCAUGAAGCGCUCGAAUCGUCUGGCAUGCAUCCCGUUGUGUCUCGCGUACGUUGAAAGACCCUCGGACGAUCGGGAAGCCAUUGUGAUCGGAGACGACACUGGCGGCAUCUCGAUCUUUACGUGCUCGAAUCAGUGGCUAUCGUGUGAUGGCCGCUCCCCUCCCCCUGGCGCUACUACCGCAGCGAACUCUACCAACGGUGCUAGCAACGGAAGUGGCGUUAGUCAAGGUACAGUUAACUCAGGACCGACCCCACCUUCAGGAUCUACCACCGGGAAUAGCGCUGGGAAUACCCAGACAGCUACACCGACGAGCAACUCCAGUUCUGUUGGAGGAAAUCCUGCGGGUAGUGCGAUGCUGGAAGCUCAGGGCUUUUCGUCGCGUGUCAAGUUCCAGAAGCACACGGACUGGAUCACUCGAGUUAAGUGGGUCAACGACAUGCGCGCUGUAGUGGCGACGUCGCUGGACGCCACCGUGUCAAUCUUGGAUGUCGAUCGACUGGUGGUCAAGUUCGAGUACACUCGAGCAUCGCAAGGGAAUAUCUCCUCUAGCACUAGGAAGGCUAAACUACGCGGUGGUACUCCCGUGGAGCGUCCUGUGCGUCUGGCCUGCUACAACAGCGUGUUUCAUCAGGUAGUGACGGCUGCGAUGGACGCGGAGUCUGCCAUUAAGACCUGGAGCGCAGAAACCGGAGAAGAAAUCUCAAGCUUCGCACGUCCGCACGACUCCAAUCCAGUGACCAGUAUCGCCUUUGACCAUGCGGGACGACGUCUUCUUACCGGUUCACACGACGGCGAGCAACUCAAGAUGUGGAAUUUCAGCAACGGCGCAUUGGUGAAGCAAUUCCACAAGAAAGAACCCCAAGUCGUGAGCUCUUUAUUGUUCACGACUACACCUGCCACAGCUGGAACAGUUGCCAGCACUGCGCCGCUACCUGACGAUCCGUCUGGAAGCUCUGACGAAGCUGCUGCGAUGACCAAUGCGCCUCGAAAGCGCAAGCCACGGGACAUUAUGCUGCUGCCAGCAUCCUUCGGGAUGGACCACGAAGGUCGACGAGGCAACUCUGCGUUGAUGGCGCAGACGGAACUGCCGUCUCCGACACGAGUGCGUCUCCAGCAAGGCCAAGAGCACCCGACACCAGUCCCUCCACUCAACUCAACGCCUCGAGCUCAACCUGGAGACACUGCGUCAAGUCCCAGACCUCCACGAACCACUCGAGAGCCCGAGACGUCUCGCUAUCGACAACACGAAGUGACCAGCAUCAUGGACAUCGAACGCAACUUGCGUGUAGGUAUGGGGGACUUUAUCUGCCAGAGAUUCGUGUGCUGCGUAGGCUGGGACCGUCAGCUCUUCGUCUGGGCUGACAAAAACGACGAGUCCGAGUCACUACCAGUGCACAUUCUACCUCCAGAUAGCGACGACGACGACAGCGAGGAGUUAGAAUACGCAAGACGCGGCAGACGACGUCGUAGACGACAGCAUCACACGAUGGAUGUGCUCGCGUUGGCUUGGUAG
This is a messenger RNA of Phytophthora infestans T30-4, 2109 nucleotides long. RefSeq lists its product as uncharacterized. The record is from RefSeq and is a predicted model, not a curated record. The coding region runs from base 1 to 2109 and encodes 702 amino acids. The transcript has 6 exons. Gene Ontology annotation, molecular function: calcium ion binding; protein binding. Lineage: Eukaryota; Oomycota; Peronosporomycetes; Peronosporales; Peronosporaceae.